This is a messenger RNA of Penicillium cinerascens, 234 nucleotides long. RefSeq lists its product as uncharacterized. Bases 1 to 234 code for a protein of 77 amino acids. The record is from RefSeq and is a predicted model, not a curated record. Lineage: Eukaryota; Fungi; Ascomycota; Eurotiomycetes; Eurotiales; Aspergillaceae. The transcript has a single exon.
AUGCAAAACAGAGUUUGGACCGUUCGACAAAAGGUGAUCGGGAUCAUAGCGCCGCUCCCCGCGUCUUGCUCCACCACUGGAACCUAUUUCCUAGGUGGUGGAGACCGGCCUGUCCAUUCGUUGAGGCGAUCCGGCUACCGAGCCACGGGUCAGAUCUAUGCCCACGACGGAUUUGUCAAGAGUCUCCUAACUGGUGAUGCCAUCGAGCUGCAGUGGAACCACAUGGAGCUAUAA